ACAGUCAGCAAUGGAUGGUUGAAUGACUUACAUAUUGGUACGGCAAGGCUUGACUAUCCGUACUUUGCCUGCUCGAUACCAGGCAUACAAUAUACUUCUGUGGUAAUAUGUAGUAAUCUGUUUUGCAAAUUAUCUUUGACGUGAACACAGCACUACUGGAUAAACAGUGCACGUUAUUACAGGAUGUAAAGACCACGAUACGUUCAGUAUUUUUUAAAGUGCCCGCAUAUGCAGUUUCAACUGAAUACGUUAUUUUAACUGAAAGCGGUAUAGGCCUAACUGCUAUAGGUGGACUAAUCAACUUCAUUGCCGAACACUGUCAUCAGCAUCGAGUACGGGUUCUGCUUCCAGAAUGAUUACAAAAUGGCGCCUCAUUAUUCGGGCUGUGGCCGUGCUGUUAGUGUGUUUGAUAGCUGCCCGUGUCUUUUCCGGCUCUCUGUUCACUUUAAACCUGAAGUCGAUGAAUUCCAGUCCUGACAGCUCCGCCUUCUCCUCACCUGCCAUUGGGAAGCUAAUUGGUGUGGAGGCUACGACCGGGAAAAUCUCGAUCCAAAACCACAAAGGAAACACGGUGUUGAGUGGCAGCCUAGCUGCUAGCUCGCCUGCCAGUGUGAAAGGCCUCGAAUGCUCCGCCGAAGGGAACGCUCUCUGCUAUACUUGGAAAGCGGGAAUAGCUGAAGUCAAGAUUGAACUGGUUGACACGAAUGAAGCUAGGCCAUUUACGUGUGCGCACGUGCAAUGGGAGUCAUUUGUUGCCGACACACCCCUACGAGACUGCUAUUCACUCGAUGGGGCUCACUGGUAUGGUGCAGGUGAGCGGUACCGCCAGGUAUGGCCAAUAGAGAAAAUGAGUGGAUCAAGCACAAUGUUUGCAUCUGGAGACGUGUACACAAAUUUGCAGAGGUAUGGAUCGGUUGUGGACAGGUACUGGUUAUCGUCCCGAGGGGUUGCCAUUCGUGUCAGCCAUGACACCCCUCUGCAUAUCAGUCUGAAUGACAAUGGCGAUGGGAUGCUGUGCUUCAAGAGCACAUAUGACAAUUCCUACUAUCCGAACUUCACGAACAAUUUGCAUCUAUUGGACUACACAGUUUGCACGCAUGACGAUGUGCGCCUCGUGCAUGACGCCAUUUGGCGCGAAAUUGGCCCAGCUGGCGGGAAACCGACUGGUUUACCGGACGAAAGAAUGAUCAGGUCUCCUAUCUGGUCAACCUGGGCACGAUACAAAAUCUUCAUCAAUGACAGUGUAGUGAACGAUUAUGCAGAUGAGAUCAUAGCCCAUGGGUUCACCAACAGCCAAAUAGAAAUCGACGAUGGAUACUCCAUGAAGUACGGUGAACUUGACUUUGAUCACACGAAGUUCUCGGACGUGAAAGGCACCGUUCGGAAACUUCACGACAAGGGAUUUCGCGUGACUCUCUGGGUGAUACCAUUUGCUAACAUUGACACCAACGCGUACCAAGAAGGUAAGGAGAAAGGCUACUGGGUGACUAAACGGGGGCAGAAUGAGGGCGUGGUCAAGUGGUGGAAUGGCCUGGGUGGUAUGCUUGAUGUGACCAAUCCGACCGCAGUCGAUUGGUUUGUAGCAAGACUCAAGAAGCUUCAACAAGAUACAGGAAUUGAUUCCUUCAAAUUUGACGCUGGAGAAACUAACUAUUUAGUCGAUGAUUUCGAAACCUACGUUCCCUUUGUCAAUCCUUGCGAGUAUACGACCCUGUACGCUAAGAUGGCAGCACGUUUUGGAGGUCAAAUCGAGGUCAGGGCUGCCUUCGAAAACCAGAACCUACCAAUCUUUAUUAGGAUGAUGGAUAAGGAUUCCCGCUGGGGCUGGGAUAACGGACUAAAGACACUUAUCACCACAGCGCUAACGUUCGGUCUGAUGGGUUAUCCUUACAUCCUACCGGACAUGAUUGGUGGCAACUCUUACGAGUCGGACUCAGAAUUCCACGGCCUGGAAGUACCACCGCGGGAGCUCUUCAUACGAUGGCUGGAAAUCACGGCCUUCAUGCCGGCUAUGCAGUUCUCCAUCUCGCCCUGGCAGUACGAUGACGAAGUGGUGACCAUCUCCAAGAAGUGGGUCACCUUCCACGAGGAUGUCAUCACGCCUAAGCUGCUCCAGAUCGCCCGGGAGGAGACCAUCGUAAAGCCUGGUCAGCCGCUGAUCAGACCCUUAUGGUGGAUCGCACCGACCGAUGAAGACUCCCUGAAGAUGGACACAGAGUUCCUAGUUGGUGAUGACCUGUUGGUGGCGCCUAUCGUCAAUAACGCCACCUACUCCAGGGAUGUCUACCUCCCUCCAGUGGAUGGACUGUGGACACGCAUGCCACAAGGCGAUAGUGUGGAAGGCGGACAGUGGCUUCGCAAUGUACCCGUUCCACUCGAUGAAGUGGCGUACUUUAUUUUGAACAAAGCCAAUUCGCCGUAACGGUGCAAAACAAAACUGAAAACACACCGAGACAUUUUAGACGUGCUAGGUGCGUGGUGUAGCACUACAUUUUGUAUAUAUGUAUUUGCACUUGUAUUAAAAUUAAAGUUGGCGGUCGAAAUGGGAUGCCUUGGCUAGCUUUUCCCUCCAAAUUAAAAAAAAACCCAGUCUCUCAAGAGGUCCAUGCAAUUAUGUUUUCUUAGGAACAUAUUUUGUGCAACUUUCUCCUCUUUAAAUGUAUGGAAACUAUUUGACAAUCCUUU
Molecule: messenger RNA, 2685 nt
Organism: Patiria miniata (bat star)
Lineage: Eukaryota; Metazoa; Echinodermata; Asteroidea; Valvatida; Asterinidae
Product: myogenesis-regulating glycosidase-like
Exons: 1
Coding region: 353-2422 (689 amino acids)
Biological process (GO): carbohydrate metabolic process
Molecular function (GO): hydrolase activity, hydrolyzing O-glycosyl compounds
Source: RefSeq, a predicted model, not a curated record